Molecule: messenger RNA, 2229 nt
Organism: Thunnus maccoyii (southern bluefin tuna)
Lineage: Eukaryota; Metazoa; Chordata; Actinopteri; Scombriformes; Scombridae
Product: neuronal membrane glycoprotein M6-b-like
Exons: 7
Coding region: 443-1255 (270 amino acids)
Biological process (GO): central nervous system myelination; axon development
Cellular component (GO): plasma membrane; myelin sheath
Molecular function (GO): structural constituent of myelin sheath
Source: RefSeq, a predicted model, not a curated record
GUCCGUGGGUUUCCAGAAACAAACAGAGUACAUCUACUUUCCCUAUAGUAAGUCAAUUCCCCAUAGACAAAAGAAACGUAACAUUAAUUUACAAUCAUUGCCACACGGUCAAAAACGGUUUGCUUCUCCCUAGUCAACAACACCUGCGCCAUGUAACCCCUUGAUUAUAUUAACCUCUGCCUAAUUGACAGCGGCACUACUCCCCCAAGUGGCGGGAAGUUUAACAAACAAAACUUCAACAAAAAUGGCUCUUACACUUGCAUUGGGGUGAUCCAUAUCUAGCCCCGGCCGUGACGUCACCGCGCACCCUCCACCCCCCUGGUUCCAAAACGGGACGUCCAGUUGUUUUCAUGCUGCCCCCCUUUCAUACAACCUGUAGCCAUCAUCUGUGAGCUUUGCCACACAUUGUGUCUCAGGGACAGUUUCCACGAGAGUUAAAAACAUGGGAUGCUUCGAGUGCUGCAUCAAGUGUCUGGGUGGGGUGCCCUACGCCUCCCUGGUGGCUACCAUCCUCUGCUUCUCAGGCGUGGCUCUGUUCUGCGGUUGCGGCCACGUGGCGUUGACCGGCACCCUGACUAUGCUAGAGAACCACUUCUCCAAGGUCACCACCGACCACGCCACCCUCACCAUGGUGAUCCAGAUCUUUCAGUACAUCAUCUACGGCAUCGCCUCUUUCUUCUUCGUCUACGCCAUCAUCCUGCUGGCUGAGGGCUUUUACACCACCAGCGCCAUCAAGAAGGAGCUGCAGAGCGACUUCAAGACCACCGUCUGUGGACGCUGCAUCACCGCCUUCUUCAUGUUCCUGACCUACAUCCUCGCCCUGGCCUUCCUCGCCAUCUUCGGCUUUACGGCGAUCCCAGUUUUCCUCUUUUUCAACAUGUGGAAUACCUGUGCUGCCAUGAGGUCUCCCGAUUCCAACAUCACCUCGCCUGAUUCCAUCUGUGUGGACGUUAGGCAGUACGGUAUUAUUCCCUGGAACGCCACUCCAGGGAAAGCUUGCGGAGCCACACUGGGAGACAUCUGUAACACCAGCGAGUUCUACCUGUCCUACCAUCUCUACAUUGUCGCGUUAGCCGGCGCCGGAGCCACUGUCAUCGCAUUGAUUCACUAUCUGAUGAUUUUGGCGGCCAACUGGGCCUACCUGAAGAGCGCCGUCUCCACGCACGAGUACCAGGACAUCAAGACCAAGGACGACCAGGAUCUGGAGGCUGAGGCGCGCUCCAAGGAGGGCCAGAACUCCUCCACCUACUCAUAAGGACAAGCGAACCUCUCCCGCCACCACUCAUCUCCCCUCCACACCUUAACCCCCACCCCAAAACACCCAGUGCCCACCCUUCCCUCCGUUAAAACAAACCACCUCGGUCAUGUUUGAUAAGUCCCCCCCCAACCUCCUGAUUCUCCAUCCUCUUCCCUUCCACGAUGUCUAUUAGAAACGUGGGAGCGUACUCACACCAGAAGGGAAGAGAAUCGAGGAUCAGGAGUGACGGCAGGCCCAGACGGAGGCAGAUGCUUCAGAACAGGGAGGGCUCGCCCUGCCCCGGGGGUCGAGCUCAGGUACGGUACAUCGGUUCAGAAGCGUCUCCUCCCCCCGUCCGUGCUUUUGGGCGGCGGCUCGUGAAAGUGGCCCGGCUGUGAUGGCCUCGCGCCCUGAGCCAACACAGCCUCUCGACCACACAGCUCCUCACAGCCUAAAAAAAAACAUUCACUGUCUGCUUCAGCCACAGGGAAGCCAGGCAGCGACCAACUUCCUCUGUUUUUUUUUGGUGUUUUAUAUGCAUAUAUAUAUGAAUAUGAAUAUAUUGUGCGAAUGUGUAUGAAUGUUGUUGUUUUUUUUAAUACUCUCUGAAAAGUAUGCCAGGUACUAUAACGAUCUUUCUUCUUCUUAUGUUUUAGGGUUUUUUUCUCAUUUACUUUCCUCUCCAUCUUUAACUUUUUAUUGCUAAUGCUCAAUACGUUGUUGCACUAUUUAAAAAACAAAAAAAUGAGGGACAGUUAAAAUCCCUUAAAAAACACAAAGCACCCCGCCCUCCCAACCCCCCACUCACAGAAAUACCUAGAAGACUCAAAUCAUGUAGUAUCUCAAGGAUUAUUGUGCAUUAACAUGAAGUUUAUUUAUCUACCAAGGUUAACACAGUUAAUUUAAGACCAGAGGUGUAGCAAACGUAGGAAUUGUACAACAUUUUGGAAAACGCGCUUAUUUGCUUUCUUGCCGAGAGUUAGAUGAGAAGA